Ixodes scapularis (black-legged tick) is the source of this 1175-nucleotide messenger RNA. RefSeq lists its product as uncharacterized. The transcript has 4 exons. NCBI's taxonomy places the organism in Eukaryota, Metazoa, Arthropoda, Arachnida, Ixodida, Ixodidae. The coding region runs from base 81 to 1175 and encodes 364 amino acids. The record is from RefSeq and is a predicted model, not a curated record.
UUUUUAGGAGAGCAGACAGCGAGCCGGGGCAACAAGCACGCAUUUGCAGUUGCCAUUUCAAGGAUGGAAAAAAAAGCAAAAUGCCAACCAUUUUCCCUUGGAAUAAGGAAACUCGUUUCCAAUUUCCAGAAACCCAAUGUGGACGGAGGAAGCGAACAGAACCCCACACACCACAGCAGGCACACAAACCUACCACGUCAAGAGCUGUACUAGAAGCGGAGAAUUACUUCCUGCAGAGAGAGGAAGAGGCUUCCGGGAAAGAACACCAAAGACGGUUCACCUUCAGUUCAAUUGAGGAGAAAACCAACCUGGUCGUUCUCUACACGGGGCUGCCACACAAAGAUAUGUUUUAUCUCUUGCUAGAGCUGUGCCAGAGGUUCACCAUAAGCUACCAUGCGGGAUGGCAGGUGCAGUCCAUUGAGCUGGCUGACCAGCUAUUCAUGACUCUCGUCAAGCUGCGCUCGAACACCACCCACCUUGACCUUGCUGUUCGAUUCAGCUGCAGCACUGCCACAGUCUCAAAUGUGGUGCUCACAUGGGUCAACAUAUUACACAAGGUGCUUUGCGAUGGGCUGAUGGGCCAGAUUCCUUCGGUGAACAAGGCCUGUCUCCCGUCAUGUUUUGCCAGCUUCACCAACUGCAGAAUCAUCCUCGACUGCACAGAGGUUGAAGCUGCUGUCCCAAAGGAGAUGAAACUCCAGAACAUCUUGUACAGCCCCUACAAGCGCAGCACUACUCUGAAAGGCCUGGUUGGUGUGGCGCCAAAUGGGGUUGUGACGUAUGUCAGCAAACUCUACCCAGGAUCCAACACGGACAAAGAUAUCGUGAAGGACUGUGGCGUGCUAAAACAACUGGUGCCAGGGGACCUUGUCCUCGCAGACAAGGGCUUCCUGAUCAGAGACCUCCUCCCUCCUGGAGUGAGCCUUAACAUACCACCGUUCCUCUCAACGCCACAAUUCACACCACAACAGGUCCUGCUGACGAAAUCAAUUGCCAGGGCCCGUGUGCACGUUGAGAGGGCGAUCGGUCGCAUUAAGGGCUACACGAUACUGGAAUACAUUCCAGUUACAUUUUUUCCCAUCGCUUCAAAAGUCUGGGAAGUCUGUGCUGCUCUAACAAAUUUCCAAAAUCCACUUCUGAAGGAAGUCGAACAGUUUUACAGGCCGAAGAACUAG